This is a messenger RNA of Symbiodinium sp. CCMP2592, 391 nucleotides long. The record is from the annotation of a GenBank genome assembly. NCBI's taxonomy places the organism in Eukaryota, Dinophyceae, Suessiales, Symbiodiniaceae.
AUGGCUUGGGCAGCCCUGCCUACUGCUGGCAAUCCUUUCUCCGACAUGCCGGAGGGCUCUCACCGCCAUGACGCACUGUGCUCGCAAAAUGUGGGCAACAGCCUGGGAUCUCGCCCGUGUGUCCGACAGACUCCACUGUAUAAGCGCCACGAGAGCGGAAAUGCGAUGAAGGCUCUCUUGGGCAUGCCUCAUCUUUCGUGGGAGCCGGAGUGCAAGCGGGCCGAGGCACAGAAGCCAGUUGGCGAUCGGCGACGGAGGCUGGCUCCCCGACAAGAGGAAGACAGGUGGGAUAAAAUCACAUCUGCAGAUGGAAAGCCGCCAGCGGCAAAGAAAAAGGAGGCCAUGAAGCUGCAGAAGCAGGCUUCCGUGGACGAGUCCGAUGCUGCCAAAG